AUGGCUGACGUCGACUUUGCAUCACUUGAGUACGACGACUAUGCGAUAGAGGACCUUCGCUACAACCUCGACAACGCUAUCCAUCCGGUAUUUAGCGCAAAGAACUUCGUCAGCAUGCGAAACUUCGAAAACACAGACUACGAAGUGCUGAGGCCAUCGCUGCGGCUAGCCUCGCUGCUCCUUGAAGAACCAAGUUUACUGGCAUUCUGGCACGCUAUGUUCUUCGGAGUAGAGACGGAAAUCGUAGAUCCGGGACUGGAGGAGAAAUACGGCACCAAGAUGUUCUCUUACCGUCGGAUGGAUGGUGAACUCACGGCGGAAGACAUUGUGGAUACGCACGAAAUGCUUCUUGAACUUGCCAAGAUAGUCCGCUUCGUCCGCGUGGAGAGCCAGGCAUUGGAGCCUGCGGGUGCACUAUGCACCGCUGCGCAGUGCCGGAUGCCGGGAAAGUUGACCGGCUGCGGCGCGCGAAUCUUGUAUGGGAAUAACUGUUACCAGGGAUUACACAGGUUGGAAACUUCGGAAGAGUCGCAUGAUUCCAUCUUCACAGCCCGAUUGGAUUUUGCUGCUACAAUGCUGCAUGAGCUCGCCCAUGCAGCUCAAAGGGCCAUCCUCGGGCGAAGGUCCUACGAGCAUUUUUUCGAGAACGAUGUCGUGGCAGAGGCAGGUUUCGCUUGGGAAAACUUCGUAUUUGGCGGCACACUGUCCAGGGCUAGUCUACCGACACUCGAAGAGUUCGCAAUUCGCGAAGCUCCACAUCGUCACAGCGGCUACGAAAUCGAUACCGAUGUACUCGAGCUACCUCCAGAGAGAGGCGUGGUCUCCACGGUGGAGGUCCAUUGGCCAGUAAGAGACGAGUUCGUGCGACGACUCUUUACCAAGCGGUUUUGGGCACAUACUGUGAAGAAGCAGGGUGCCGCUGCUUUUCGCUUCCCGAAGGAUGACGGAUUUCUGGUUCGAGAUAACUGCGUCAUUCCCAUCUUGCCCGAAGAAUAUCCCCCCGAAGGCUUCACUCUCCUCCUGCAAGGCUAUGAGUAUCUUCAUGGGAGAAUGCAGAAAACGCUCGUCAUAUCGCAACGGUCAUACUGCCCUGAUGACUGCGAAAGCGGAUGGUGCUGUAAGAAGCCGGAGUGGACCAAACUCAGGGGCUCUUGGGAAAGCUCCAACGCAAGUGGCGAGUCUCGAAGGUCAUCCGAGACAGCUGCGACAUCAGUAUGCUCAGAUCUUUCAAGGCUGAUUCUGGAACCAGACGGGGACUUGGAGAAGUGGUAA
Coniosporium apollinis CBS 100218 is the source of this 1272-nucleotide messenger RNA. RefSeq lists its product as uncharacterized. Bases 1 to 1272 code for a protein of 423 amino acids. The record is from RefSeq and is a predicted model, not a curated record. Lineage: Eukaryota; Fungi; Ascomycota; Dothideomycetes. The transcript has a single exon.